GGAACCGCCAGGCGCAGCGCCGACGGCCGCGAAGCUCAAGGAUGCUUGUCGCCCCGCUGCUGUCCGUGCUGCUGGCGCUUGCCGCACGUGCCCACGGACACCCAGACGCAGGGCGUGGUGUGGUGCCAGGAGCGAUCAUCGUGGACGUACGCCACGGGCUGUUGCUGCCACAGGGCCGCUCGCGCGAGGAGCUGGAGCCGGUGAUACGCGACAGCCUGCGCAUCCUCGAUCUCUACCUGCACGAAACCGCCGGUUCUAAGAAGCCAUUCAGGAGGGUCAAGCGGAGCGCUGACGACAAGCACCUCCUGUCUCCAAAGCCCAUCGGUGACCGUCUGGGCAGGCCCAAACGCAGCGCUACCGCACGAAACGUCGGCCUACCGGGCUGGGCUAAGACCAGGCCGAAGCGUAGCCCCCACUACGCGCUAAACGCAUUCGCGAUCAACCCCAAGCCAGCGAACGAGUCGGGUGGCUACUACACGCUCUUCGCGCGAGUCUCUGAGGCUGCGCUGCAGGAUCUAAUGGCGCGACAGCCACCUGUCGGCAAGCCGCAGCCCGCACGACACCGUGAUCACCCCAACCGCUACUCGGGCGAACUGUUUGAGUACGUGGCAAAUGGCACGGCCAGCCGGCCGCGACUGCCGCCACCGCAACAGGCUCCGCUCGUGCUUCCGGUGCGAAACAAAGACGAGACGAAGCAGGACAGACCCGAAGCUGCGCGCGAAGGGGUCAAGUGCAUCUACCGCAAGAACUCUGUCCUCUGCUACCAGUCUCCGUGACCCUCGCUGAAACUUACGCUGCUUGCGAGAGGACGCACGUCCAAGCGCAGUCGCAAGGCCCCAUCUGUGAGCUGUAGCCAUUCGCGCUGGUUACAUGAAAAUACAAAAAGCUUGGGCUUUAA
Dermacentor silvarum is the source of this 898-nucleotide messenger RNA. RefSeq lists its product as uncharacterized. Bases 42 to 776 code for a protein of 244 amino acids. The record is from RefSeq and is a predicted model, not a curated record. Lineage: Eukaryota; Metazoa; Arthropoda; Arachnida; Ixodida; Ixodidae. The transcript is spliced from 4 exons.